Molecule: messenger RNA, 692 nt
Organism: Chara braunii
Lineage: Eukaryota; Viridiplantae; Streptophyta; Charophyceae; Charales; Characeae
Source: the annotation of a GenBank genome assembly
AAUGGACUGCUACUGAACAAGCUCUCCUUGAUUGCAUCUCAUAAAGGGCCUGUUGCUAUCAACAUGACACACAAACAGAAAGCAUUGAGCAGGGGUGAUGCAUGCAGAAAGCGAAGUAUGCAUGAGGAGUCACAAAGGAGACGGAGCGAACAGAUUGCUCAAGAGAACCUGGCCCUUCUGAAGCGCAUUCAAGAUAAACAACGAAAACCAUCGAAGGAACUGGAUGCGAGUCUUCAUGCCAAAUCAUGGAGAGAAAAACAGAGGUAUUGCAAGCUCGCAAGCCAUUUCAGCAAUCCUUGAAAGUUGAAGCUCGACUAUGAGACACGGCUAUUGAUGGUUGCUUCCAGAGAUUCGGUACACGGGUUUAUGUCAUAGCAGCAUGAGAUCCGAAGUGUGGUCUGCGAAUCCAAGAUGCCUAUGAAGAUGGAUGAGAGAAAGAAAAGAGGUGCCAAGUGUGAACGAGGAGAUGAAGAAGAUGAUGAUGGUAAUGAUGAGAAAGACGAGGACGAGCAGGGUGUGUGGAGUAGGAAGAGCCGGCCAGGCGGUGUGUUUUUCCAACUAAGACAAAUAAUUUCUUCGAGAAAGAAAAGACGGUAAAGGCGACACAAGACACGUGGACAUAAGUCCGAUAUCGAUAAGCUCAACGAUUUCCGUCUGGCAGCGAGCAGAGCAAAUCAAGACAAAAACCGUUU